AUGGCUUCGACAUCCAGGUGGUCGCUUAAUGGCUUCAAGGCUGUCGUGACAGGUUCCACCCAAGGCCUCGGAUUGGCCGUGGCCAAGGAGAUGCUGCAGCUCGGCGCGGAGGUCGUUAUCAUGUCGCACAAACCCGCCGAGGUGGAGGAGACCUGCGCAUCUCUGACAACACUGAUGAAGCGCCCAAUUCCCGGCGUUGCUGCCGACAUCUCCACGAAGGAAGGACGUGAGGUGCUUGUUGCAUAUGUGGAGAAGCUUUGGGGCGGUUCCCUGGAUGGCCUUGUGAACAAUGUCGGCACAAAUGUCCGAAAGCCCAUUCACGAGGCCACUGAGGCGGAGUACUACAACAUGAUGCGCACUAACCUCGACUCCUGCUGGUUUCUGUGUAAGAUGUUCAAGCCCAUGCUGGAGCGCUCAUCACGGGCGUCUGUCGUCAACAUCUCCAGCGCCGCCGGUGUGCGGAGUACCGGCACAGGGUCUGUCUACGCCAUGACGAAAGCGGCCGUGGCACACUUAGCCCGCGUGUUGGCGUGUGAAUGGGGACCCCUCGGCAUCCGGGUGAACUGCGUCUGUCCCUGGAUGGUGCGAACCCCACUUUUGGAGGAAGCUAUUCGCAACGACCCACAGCAGCUCGAGGAUGUGAAGAGGACCACUCCACUUGCUCGCCUCGGCGAGCCGGACGACACGGCCGGCACAGUGGCCUUCCUUUGCAUGCCGGCAGCUGCAUACAUCACCGGGCAGAUCAUCUCAGUGGACGGCGGACUUUUCGCGCAAGGCUUUCGUGGGCCAUGCGUCGCCGAGCCAAAGCUUUCAAAGCUGUAA
Molecule: messenger RNA, 822 nt
Organism: Symbiodinium sp. CCMP2592
Lineage: Eukaryota; Dinophyceae; Suessiales; Symbiodiniaceae
Source: the annotation of a GenBank genome assembly